Trifolium pratense (red clover) is the source of this 1766-nucleotide messenger RNA. RefSeq names its product salicylate carboxymethyltransferase-like. Gene Ontology annotation, biological process: methylation. The record is from RefSeq and is a predicted model, not a curated record. NCBI's taxonomy places the organism in Eukaryota, Viridiplantae, Streptophyta, Magnoliopsida, Fabales, Fabaceae. The transcript has 4 exons. Gene Ontology annotation, molecular function: S-adenosylmethionine-dependent methyltransferase activity. The coding region runs from base 174 to 1292 and encodes 372 amino acids.
AUUAAUAAUUUGUAUAUCCAAUUUCACUUGUCUCUAUAUUUUUUUAAGUAGUUAAUCAAACUUUUUAUUAAUUCUACACGUCAAUAUAUAUAUACACACACACCCUAAAACAUAAGACCCGUUAUUACUUAUUAAACACAGAGGAUUGAGAAAGGGGGAAAUAAAACGUGAGAAUGAACUUGGGGCAGGUGCACAUGAAUGGAGGUGAUGGAGAAACAAGUUAUGCAAACAACUCAUUUUUCCAGGAAAAGGUAAUUUCUUUGACAAAGUCUAUAAGAGAGGAAGCCAUAACUAGCCUCUUCUCCGAGACACUUCCUAGAAGCAUUGCAAUUGCUGAUUUAGGUUGUUCUUGUGGGCCAAAUACUUUGUCUGUGCUAUUGGAAAUUAUCAUCUUUGUCGAGAAGUUUUGCCAAGAAUUGAAUUGCUCAUCUACCGAAUACAAGAUUUUUUUUAAUGAUCUUUCGGGGAAUGACUUCAACAGCGUGUUUAAGUCACUUGACAAUUUUAAAGUGAAACUACUUGAUGAAAUUAUCAAAACUGAAAUGGGUCCUUGCUACUUCUUUGGAGUUCCCGGUUCUUUUUAUGGUAGAAUCUUUCCUGGUCGAAGUCUAGAUUUCGUGCAUUCCUCAUAUAGUCUUCAUUGGCUAUCAAAGGUUCCCGAGGGUCUAGAUAACAAGGGACACAUUUACAUUAGUAACACAAGUCCCUCAAAUGUUGUCAAAGCAUACUACAAGCAAUUUCAAAAAGACUUAUCAAUUUUUCUCAAGUGUCGCGCAGAGGAGCUAGUUGAAGGGGGUCGAAUGGUACUAACGAUCAUGGGAAGAAGAAAUAACGAUCCAUGUGACACGGAAUAUUUAUGCGACGAUUGGGAGGUUUUGGCUACUGCUCUAAAUGAUAUGGUAUUACAGGGGUUUAUAAAGGAAGAUCAAGUAAAUAAUUUUAACAUUCCUCAUUAUUAUCCAUCUCCAUAUGAAGUUGAAUUGGAAGUUCUCAAUGAAGGAUCAUUUGUCAUCAAUCGCAUAGAGUUGUUUGAAACAGAUUUAAGUGCUUCUAGUGAUAAAAGUGAUUUUGAUAGUGAAUCUAAAAUGUCUCGAUUAUUUCUUUGUGACAAGAUUGGAUAUAAUUUCGCACGUUGCAUGAGAGCUUUUGUUGAACCUUUGCUAGUUAGCCACUUUGGUGAAGCUAUCAUUGAAGACAUUUUUAAUCGUUACUUGGAAAUUUUGAUUGAUCAAAAACCCAAGGAGAGAAAGAAUUAUGUUAAUGUUACCAUAUCAUUGACAAGAAAGGGAUAGUAUAAGCGGAUGUGGAAUGCCUACAAUAAAUGCAGCUACUCACGGUUAAUAAAAGAUGCAAAAUGAUAAUUAGUGUUGAGAAUAAUUUUUUAAUAUCUUUAUGAUUUAUGAUUUAUAUUUAUGUUUAGAAUAUUUAUUAUUUAGAUUAGUUUGUUAUUUAAAGAUAUUAUUUGGGAAAAAAUAAAAAUCUCAUAAGAGGAUUUGAUUUUUUUUUUUUUAUUUGAAUUUUCUACUAUCCAAUUUGGGCUCUGUCUACGGCACGCGAGUUAAAUUCAACGGCCAGAUUAAAUCAAGGAAGAUCUGUAGGUUGUUGUACUGUGGUAUUGAACUUAAACAACUAGUUGAUUAUAAUAAAAUUAUUAUUAAGUUGGCCGAAAUCAAAGUGGUACAAUCUGGAUUUUUAAUGUAUAUGAAGGGUGUUUUUUUUUUUUUUUUUUUUUUUUAUAACAUUAAUCUCCUCAAUCUUCUUCUAAA